Molecule: messenger RNA, 261 nt
Organism: Adineta ricciae
Lineage: Eukaryota; Metazoa; Rotifera; Eurotatoria; Adinetida; Adinetidae
Source: the annotation of a GenBank genome assembly
AUGAUGCGGUUCAUAAUCGAAUUUGUUGGUUACAUCCAAGAAGUCAAUGAUAAUGAAAGUUCGAGUGGUGACGAAUUCAUGGCAGAAGGUUCACCUAUCAAUCAAAAUAAAAAUAAUGAUGAUGAUAAUGAUGCUAUCGAUAUGGAUGUCAAUGAACUGAACGAAGAAGAGAAACAAAAUUCUCAUAUAGAUAGUGCUAUUAUAGUUAAACCAGACGGCAAUGAUGAUAAAUCACCACAAAUGGAUGAAAGUCCAACUUGA